Rhizophagus irregularis DAOM 181602=DAOM 197198 is the source of this 2052-nucleotide messenger RNA. RefSeq lists its product as uncharacterized. NCBI's taxonomy places the organism in Eukaryota, Fungi, Glomeromycota, Glomeromycetes, Glomerales, Glomeraceae. The record is from RefSeq and is a predicted model, not a curated record.
AUGGUUGGUUGUUUCAUCUUAGGUAGUGGUAUUGUUUUCAACUUUGAAAUCGGUCAAUACAAAGACUUUACACAAUUAAAGAAGGCUAUUUGGGAGGAGGAUAAGGAAUACUUUGAAAGCGUUGGAAUCAAAAACGAAAAAAGAUUUAAGUUAUGGAAGGUUCAGAUCUCCACCAAAAAUAACAACGAGUAUGAUAAACUUCUGGAGAAUCAUCAUGAAGAUCUUGACGUUAAAGAAGAUUUCGGUGGUGAGCGGUUAGACGAAACCUGGCUUAUUGAUUCAAUAUUCAAAUGCCCUCCUCCAGAAGAACACAUUCAUAUUAUGGUGCAACCCCCACCGCCCGCCACCACUGACGCACCUAAAAAGGGAAUAUCAAGGCUAGGAGGUCUCGGAGGGACAAAAUACCUAGGACUAGAAAAUGGUUUUUUCUAUGAAGGCGUUAAUCUUACUAGUGCUUCUAUAUGUCGGAGAGAACCAACUAUCAACAAACUGCUUAAAAGUCUGCUUAAAGAACGCAUCAUUUUAAUUCGAUCACCGCCCAUGACCGGAAAAACAUCACUUGGACAGCUACUUGAAGCUAAGUUGCUCCAAUUAGAUGAAGUGCAAAAUGGAUCAGCUCGUGUUUUUCGUAUUUCGUUGAUAUGGAUUGAAAAAAUGACUACUUCGUGGACAUUUUCGGAAGGAUUUGAAAAACUUUUAGGGAUAAAUUGGGAUGAUUUUCUUGAUCAAUGUGGUCAUAAAAAAACAUAUUUGAUUGUCGAUGAAGUUCAAAAAAUAUAUAGACAAUCAGAUGGAGAACCUCAUCAUGAUGGAAGUGUGUUUUGGAAUUCAUUUAAACGUAUAAUGCAAAAUCUACAGCUUUUUAUUGUAGCACUGGCUUCUUACGGACAUUAUGGUGCUUAUGCCACUCGUGGAAAUCGUUCAGCCAUGGAUAUAUCACCAGUUAAUAAUCUUACUGCAAAGAACAAAUGGGGAUAUAAAGACAUUUGUUAUACUGAAGAUGAAUUUAAAGACUAUUUUGACCGAUUCUGUGGAACGUAUCUUAAAGAAGAGCUGGUAAAAGAUGACAUUCCAUGUCUUUUUAGCUAUUUGUCUGAAAUAACAGCCUAUCAUCCGGGCUUAAUUGCUUAUACUAUGGAUCAUAUUGGAGAAAGAUUUACCAAAAAGAGAAGUAAUUCUCUAUCAUUUGAUGCAAUUUUUUCUUAUUUAAAAUCUCAAGACUUUAAUGAUAUUUUCAAGACUAUUCGUGCAUUUUACCCAGUUACUGAUCUUUCAGAUGAGGAAAGGCAAAUUGUUGAUUCUGUGCUCUUUAAAAAAGGAGGUCUAGAUUAUGAAACAGAGAAAAUUCCAAAUAAUGGCCGACUUCUUAAGACAAAUGCACUUGUUGAUACAAGUUCAAGCAAAUCACACAUUGCAUUACUUGAUUUUCCAGCACCAUUACUCCGAAUAACCUACCUUCAAAACCGUUUUGGUUCAAUAAGCCGACCUAAAUCACCUCCUAGUACGUUUAAUGAAUUUAUAAAAUUAGUACUCGCAAAAAUGAAUCCAAAAAUAUUGCGAAAAAGUAAAGGUAGAGGCACAGAUGGCCGUCUACUUGAACGUGUAUGGCAGAUGGAAUUCUACCGUGCCUCAAUGCAGGUUUUAUCCAAUGACACUUGUGUUUCUGUAGAUGCUGGAUCAUGCUUUGGGUCAAAUGGUUAUAUCGACUUUUAUGUAAAUAAUAAGAAUAAAUGGGCAAUUGAACUGUUAAGGGACGGAAAUAAAUUGGAAGAACAUCAGAAAAGGUUUGAAAAAGGUGGUAUUUAUAUUCCCAUUCUCAAACAUGCAAAUAAGUGGGCAGUCAUUGAUAUUCGUAGUAGUGGAAUGGAAGCUCCGGAUAUAAAAGAUCGUAAAAAAUAUGAUAUAUAUGUUCUCUGUGCCGAGAACUUUGAAUCUGUUCAGCUUAUAUAUCCUAGUGGAACUGAAGAACCUGUUCGAUUGUUAGGCGAAGAAGAAAAUUUGCUUGGAUAUAAUAUCUCGGACUUUUUAGAUGAUCCAAUGGAAACUGAUUAA